ACGGAGAAAUCCGGCGGUUGAACGUCAGUCGGUUCCGAUGCUGAUGUCCUGCUGGGACCGUCAGGAUGAGUGACGUGCGGUUAGCUUCAGCCUCCUCCACCGUAUCCAGGGUAACAGGCCCAACACCAGGAUGCAGUUCCCGCGGCAACGAGCCUCCAGCCUUCGUCCUCCCUCCACGCAACUCCCGGGUGACCCUGGGGGGAGACGCCCGACUGGAGGGGAAGGUGCGUGGUCAUCCCGAGCCUCAGGUCACAUGGUACAGAGAGGGGAGGGCUAUGAUUGGUGGAGAGCGCUGUGUUGUGGAGCAAAGUGGGCGGGGCAACUUCAGUCUGGUGGUGAGAAGGGUCAGAGAGGACGACCUGGGACGUUACACCUGUCAGGCCACCAAUGAGGCGGGGAGUCGACAGGUUACCGUGGAGAUCCUUCUGGAAGAGAAUUCUGGGAAGAAAUAUGGCCUCCCGUCCUCCAUGAAAACAGGGUGUCACUCUGCGGUCCCGGCGGUGGAGAACAGGACCGGUAUUUGGGGCGAGAGUCCGCCGAAGUUUAUCACCAAACCGAACCGAGUGUUUGCCAAGCUGGGACAGAGCGGGAAAUUCUCAGCGAAAACAACAGGACGUCCCCAGCCACGGGUCACAUGGUACAAGGGGGGGGCGGAGGUUCAGUCAUGUGGGCGGGUCAGUAUGUACGAGCGCGCUGGCCUUCACUUUCUGGAGAUAAAGGAAGUUUGUGCAGAUGAUGUGGGAAGUUACACGUGUUCGGUCACCAACACCGCCGGAACGGCGACCGCCACCGCAGAGCUCCACGUCCAGGGUGCUCCUGAAGACUCCUCCAGCAAAGAUCCAGCAAAGAUCACAAAAACCCGGACAGUGGACAGCGCUGGGCCCAGCGCUCCCAGCGCUCCCAGUGCUCCCAGUGCCCCCAACUCCCAGGCAGAGAAGCCCAGACCCAGGGAGAACCAGCAGCAGAACCCCGUCCCUCAGCCUGGACAGGCAGCCUCCUGGAGGAGCAGCCCACCUGUACAGCCCCCCCUGGUGGCUGAGAGGAAAACUACAGCUGCUCCGGUCACAGUAAUAUUGUUACUAUGA
Messenger RNA from Xiphias gladius (swordfish), 1085 nucleotides. Its product is annotated as myosin light chain kinase, smooth muscle-like. NCBI's taxonomy places the organism in Eukaryota, Metazoa, Chordata, Actinopteri, Istiophoriformes, Xiphiidae. The transcript is spliced from 8 exons. Bases 66 to 1085 code for a protein of 339 amino acids. The record is from RefSeq and is a predicted model, not a curated record. Gene Ontology annotation, molecular function: protein kinase activity.